AUACAAUUUUCUGCGCAAUGCGAAAAGCUGGAUUUGACAUGGACGAGCACAUUGCACCCAUGUCAGAUUGCUUGUAUGUUAUGAUCAAGAGAAUAUACAAUUAAGCAACAGUAACCAUGGAUUGCAAUGAGGAGGAUAGUGAACCAUCUGACAUAGAGGAGCUAGAGUUUGCAUUAUAUUCCCAAAUUCAUUAUGAGGCGCAAAGUGAAAUCUGUAAUACUACUGACUCCCUGAACAAUCAAAUCAGUGACUCAACUUGCACAACAGAUAUCAACUGGCAUUAUGACAUUGGUGUCGAAUAUGUGAACAGUUCGGGUAAUUCUAAAACAAGAAAACACGAGUUAUUUGUACCUACAAAUGUGACACAGAAUUGUGCUUAUGUUAAGAAAGACCAGAAAAUAAGCUCUACAUUUACGUCCAAAGGAGACAGUGCUUUUGAGUCAGAGAGUUUCCUGGGUGUGAAUUCAAUAGAGAACUCGGUGGUUAUAAACUCUGACUUUGUGGAUAGUGACAGAGAAGAAAGAUCCAAAAUGAUGGAGGUAUUAUCCAGAAGCAAGAAGAGUAAAUUGGUCAAUGCCAAGGAAUCUGUGAUAGAGAUUGAAUCUGACAGUGAGGACAGCAUUAUUCUGCUGUCUGACAGUAUUGACAGUGAUGUUGAUGGGUGCUAUGCUUCUCUGAACAGUGAUGAUAUGCUGUUGGAUGAGGAACUCUCAGACCUAGAGGGAUUACAUGUUAAUGUUGAAAAAGAACACCAGUCUAUGCUCUCUACUGCAUAUAACUUUGAGCACCACCAGGAAACUUGGUUUAUAAUUGAUGCUGAUCGAUAUGGCACAGCCCCACAUCAUGUGAAGAAUCGUUACUAUGGCAAUGAAUUUAACAGGUGUUACAACUGUAAACAAAAUGGGCAUAUUCCAAGAGACUGUCCUAAGCCAAGGAAGGUGGAGAUUUGUAUUCUGUGUGGUUUUAUUGGACACUUCCACAAAAACUGUCAACAGAGGGCAUGUUACAAGUGUCAGUGUCCGGGUCACCAAAGCAAAGACUGCCAGGAACGCUAUUUCUCCAAGUGGAAUCCAUGCUUCCGCUGUGGCAUGCAGGGACACAUUAAGAAAAUGUGCCCAGAUGAAUGGCGACAGUAUCAUAUAACUACAGAUAUAAACAGAACCCAAAAAAGUCAACAGAAGGAAAAUCCAAGGAAAUUCUGCUACAACUGUGCUGAAGAGGGCCAUUAUGGAUUUGAAUGCGAGGAGGAGAGGAUGGAUCACUACUCGUUUCCCACCUGUCCUUUUAUACAAAGUUACAACUUUCCAAAAGUGACAAAAUCCCAAAAGAGAAGAAACAAUAGAGAGGAUGAGAAGCAUUCCGCUAAGAGGGCAAAAACUGUCACAAAGGAAAAACCAGUGUUGAAUGGGGUUGACUCUCUAAAAGAAGGAAAGAAGAAGAAAAGUAAAAAGUUAAAAAGAAUUUAUGAUAGACUGGAAGUGGAGAAACUACAGAAAAAGAAGAAAAAGUCUGGGAAAUCAUGCCUGAUGUCAAAUCAGAACACCAAGUCCAAGAAAAAAGUAUGUGUGGAAGUGACUGAUCAUGACAGAAGUGUGAAGGUUCAGUGUCAAGCGAUGAGAGUGACGAAAAAGCAGAACAAGAAAAGUAAAAAGUUAAGGAGAAUUUAUGAUAGAAUUCAGACAGAGAAGCAAAAGAAAGACACAUCUCGUAACAGGAGAUAUAAUGGAACACAGGAAUAUGGGAACUGUAAUCCAAAUUGGCAGAGGAUGAAAAGUUCCAUGAAGGACUCAACUGGACCUGUAAAGCAUGCAGUGAAGAAAAAGCAGUCAUCAAAGAAAAUUACCUUAAUGACUGGUGUCGAUGGCAUUCCUGUUAAUGCUUUAAAGGGUUUUAAAACAAAAUUUUCAUUUAAACAAUAGAUAUGUAUAGAAUAUUACAUGUUAAAAUCCAUAUCAUAAGUCUUAUCCGCCUGAGGGCCAAUGACCCAAUGAUGGGGCCCAAGGGCUGAUAUGACAUAUGAUAUGGAUUUUAGCAUAUAAUAUUAUAUUUAUCACAUGCUGAACUUUUCAUAGUUAAAUACUGUAUAUGGAACAGUAUAGUGUUUGUGAUGAUUUUUGUUUUUUUGAUACGGAGUCCGAGAGCUGAUUUUAUGAAUUAUUCGUUUUAUAACAUGUGGAUUACUUUUUUUUGCGUUUUAAACAUCAAGGUAUAUUUGAUACAUUACUUUACAGUUUACUAUGGUAAAAACCUUAAUACAAUGGUUUACUCUCAGUCUGGUAAAAACUUUGAAACGUUGAUCGUUACGUGGGAAUACGUAACUUCCAGAUUGAUGAAUGUUUGACGCUGAUCUGAUGUGUGAUAUGGGUUUUCUGACCAGUAGUUGAUACCAGCUAUCAUGACAUCAGUAUCGCACAACACAGAAUGGGCAUAAUCAUUACUCAGUAUAUGAUGUAUAUAUACAGUGCUCCCUCGAUAUAUUGCCAACUUUUGUUCAAGAUCAAUUUUGGCAAUUAAACGGGGGUGGCAAUAUAACAAAUAUACCAUUAUAUACGACUUAUUGAGCAGUCAAAAGAAAUUCGAUUCUGUAAAUUUAUUUGAGCUCCAUUCUAUAUAAACAUUUAGAUAUUCUUGAGUUUAAUUCAGCAAUUAUUUGUAAUUAACCUGAAUACCUUGUCCAGACUGUCACACUUCACUGCAUUGCUCUCAAAGUACAGGUGUGAUUAUUGAUGAGUAUUAGGUUAUUGGCAUUAUUAUUGAGAGUAAACCCUAUAAAAUUUGACCAUUUGUUUGUGAAAAUCAGUGGCAUAUGGUAUUAUGCGAGGUUGGCAUUAUAACGGGGGUGUUAACAUGGGGAGAAAUAUGUUCUAUAGGAUUUCCAGGCAAUAGGGGGGGGGGGGGGGGGGGGGGGGGGGGCAUUAUAAUGGGGAGCAAUAUAUCAAGAGAGCACUGUAUAUUCUAUAUUUAUAGAUCUAUAUUUGAAAUUGUGUUUUCCAACUGGAAGUGGCAUUAUGAUAAUUGAUGUAAAUCGAGCACUGUAAUUGAAAUAUGAAUAUGGAUGUAUAUUGAUGGAGAGCUGAGAUUGUAUUGGUCAGGUCUGUUGUUGACAUUUAUUUUGUUUUCUAUUGAAUUCAUGCAUCCUUGUUGAUCUCAUCUGAAUUCUAGAAUAAAUCCUGUAAUGAAGAACAUUAUGUCUUGUUCACAAAGUAACCACCAAAUUAUACAGGAAAUCAGCUGGGAAAUAAUCAUUGUUUUAUUUUCAAAAAUUAUUUUUAUAUUCAUACAAAAAAUACUCCAAACUUUACCAAUAUGUGGCCCUAUAAAACAUUAGAAAUGUUAACAUGUUAGAAAUGACUUUUAGAAAACUUACUGUCAUUGGAACCAAUGCUUAUCGAAAAUAUACAUGUGAAGAUAAU
This is a messenger RNA of Ostrea edulis (European flat oyster), 3413 nucleotides long. Its product is annotated as zinc finger CCHC domain-containing protein 7-like. Bases 117 to 1919 code for a protein of 600 amino acids. Gene Ontology annotation, molecular function: nucleic acid binding; zinc ion binding. The record is from RefSeq and is a predicted model, not a curated record. Lineage: Eukaryota; Metazoa; Mollusca; Bivalvia; Ostreida; Ostreidae. The transcript is spliced from 9 exons.